Lingula anatina is the source of this 4073-nucleotide messenger RNA. RefSeq lists its product as uncharacterized. The record is from RefSeq and is a predicted model, not a curated record. Lineage: Eukaryota; Metazoa; Brachiopoda; Lingulata; Lingulida; Lingulidae. Gene Ontology annotation, molecular function: DNA binding. Gene Ontology annotation, biological process: DNA recombination; DNA integration.
AAUAUCAAUUCUAGUUUUAUUGCUUUCUCUUGCAGAAGAGUGUAGGAGUGCUGUGAAAAUUGAUGCAUCUGAUGAAUCCAUAGAAGACACCAUAGUAUAUGGCUCAGACAACAGCAGUGAUGAAUCAUUUGAAAUUCCCUUGAUGAGUUCUCCAGAUGAUCUACUCAAGUUGGAUGAAGACAAAUUGUUCUUUACAGAUAAGAGACAUGUGUAUAUAAAAAAGAUUAAAAAAACAAAGUUGUCCUACAAUGGGAAGAAAAAGAAGAAUGAAAGGGUUUUGAAUUCAAAACAUUGUUGUAUGAUUUGUGGGAAGCUGGUACUCCGAAUUCGUGAUCAUCUGCUUCAUGUCCACGAAGAUCAUGAAGAAAUUAGAGCCUUAAACAAAAUGUCACAAAAGCAGCAAAAGGAUGCAUUAGAAAUUAUGCGUAACAAAGGAGAUCAUGACCACAACGAGAGGGUGUUGCAACAGGAGAAGGGUGAACUGCUUCUAUCUCGUCGAUUUACUGACGGUGAUAUGAAAACUACCGAUUUCCUGCCAUGUCCUACUUGUUUUUUAUACGUUAAAGAUUUGGCCAAGCAUCGCAGUUAUACGAAAAGAUGUAAAGGUUUUGAUGGUGAUAUGUCCAGUUCAAGAGCCUCUUUACUGGCUAAAGGACUCUUAGACAGUGGAACUGAUCAUAUUCCCUCUGAAUUCCUGAAAAGUGAAGUACUCAGUAAAUUUAUUAAUGAUGAAAUCAGCUGUGUAGCAACCAAAGAUGAACUUAUUCUGCAUUUGGGAAACCAAACGAUAAAGAAUGUGGCGAAAAAUCUUCUGAAACGAGGAAGGUAUGCAUCUGAUAAGAUGCGACUAGCAGCUAGAAUUCUGAUCGAAAUAAGGAAAAUAAUGGCAAAAGAAAUAACAUGGGAUGAAGUACUGAAACCGGAGAAUUUUACCAUAAUCGUAACAGCUGUGACAACUCUUGCAGGAAUAGGAAAAGAAGGAAAUACGUACGAAACCCCAUCAAAUGCUUUGAAAGGAGGAUACGUUAUCAAAGACCUCGCAAACAUCAAGGAAAGUGCAGCUCUGAUGAGUAGCCCAAAAAACCUGCAGAGAGCUGAGGAAGCAGCAGAUGUCAUCAAGCUCAUGGAGAAAAACUGGAGCAGCAAUGUAUCAUCGCUAGCAACAGCUACUCUAGAUGAAGGUCGUUACACUACCGUUCAGUCUCUACCUGUUCCUGAAGAUUUGAGGGUUCUGUCACAACAUGUUCAGUGGAAAUCAAACUCAUUGAGCACUGAAGCAAUCCUUAAGACGAAGGAUGGGUUUAGAGAAGGGGUUGAGAUCGCUCAAGCAAGACUGGUGACAUUCAAUAAGCGAAGGCCAGGGGAGAUAGAAGCUAUAUAUCUUGAUGACUACCAGAAGAGAAGAAAGGAAGGUGAGCCACACAUGUCACAGUUCAUGUCUUCCCUUUCCGAUUUGGAGAAAUAUUUAUUGACGGCACAUGAACUUAUAACCGUCAGAGGAAAGAGGGGACGUGGAGUUCCAGUUCUACUGCCCCCUGAUCUGUACGACCUGCUGGAACUGUUAGCAUCUGAAGAAGUCAGAAAAGCAGUUCAAGUAGACAAUUCACCUUACCUUUUCCCAAAUUUUGGUGAUGGUGUAGUUCGAGCGGUUGAAUCUUUAUCAAAAGUUGUUGAUUCACUGAAGAGAAAGCUACAAGAUCCUUCCUCAAUCAAAGCUACAAGAUUACGAAAAUAUUUAGCCACAACCUUACAGGUAUUUUCCCUUGAGGCGUAUGAACUCGAGUGGGUGGCGUCUCAUUUAGGCCAUACUAUGCAUGUGCAUAAAGACUACUACAGAAUGAUGUCGACAACAAUCGAAAAAACCAAGAUGGCGAAAUUGAUGGUCUUAUCAGAAAGUGGCAAUCUUGAUCAGUACCGUGGAAAAUCACUUGACAAAAUUUCAUGUGAAGAUGUUGUUAUUCCUGAAUCUGCUUUGGAUGAUGACGUGGAUGAUGAAGUCCAGUCUCCGAGUCAGCCUCAAACAACUGCAUUUCAGAGUUCAGAGCAGUCAGCAUCAAAAAGAUCUCUCCACAGUGAUUUAGACAAGAAGCGGAUAAAAUACACAGAGAGAAAAGAAGACAGUAAUUGGAAAAUCCACCCAGAUUAUCAAAAGAUAUUUAAAACAAUUAUUGCGGAGAAGAAAGUGCCAGGGAAUUCCACAAUAACACAAAUGACAACAGGAACAGCGUUGGAAAUUGUACCUGCCUACAAGAUCCGUAAUAAAAUAAACGCAGAUGUCCAAAAGAUAAAACGACAGCAGACUUCCAAAAAUUAAUAAUGAAAUGUGUGCAUAUCUAUAUAUCCACCUAUUUCAGGUAUUUGGUUGCCUUGUAUUUUUGGAGAAAGUAGUUUUUUUAAAUAUACUUUAAACAUUACAUACCAGUGUUUAUAUGCUAUAACAUCUAGUUGUAUUCAAUUAAUUUUUUUUAAGUGGGUUCAAUUUUUUCCACAUUUAGACUAUUGUGUUAUUAUUCUUACUGCUUUUUUAAUAAUACCAAAGGUCUUAAAUUUGUUUUAUAAGCAUUUUGCCAUGAAUCACAACAGUAAUUCAUGUUUUUAAUUUGUAAGGAGUUUCGACAUGUAUAUUUUCAAGGUCGUUUUUCACCUGUUGGAACGUUUCUUUAGAUAACCUUUAAUGGAAUCAAAGAUUUUCCACAUUAUUUUUCUCAUAAUAUUCAUGUUUUCUAGUAAAAGUUUAUGAUCUUUUGUAUGGAAUGUUUUUUAACAUGUUUUCAAUAUUUUCAAUAGCAUUUGUGAUUUCUUUGGUCAGUUCUGCUUGUGAGAGAUCAAUUGACCUGUUUGCUGUAAAUCCAUGCUGACUUUCAUUUAGAACAUUAUCUUUUUCUAUGGAUUGUUUUAAUCUGAUAAAUAAUUUUUAUGAAGUUUUAGAAAAUUGAGAUAUUAAAAGACAGGUCUCUAAUUGGUAAUCAUUUUCCUAUUACCAUACUGUAUAGAGGUUAUUGUCAUUAAGUGUGGGAGAAUUCCAUGUAAACUUGUCAAUCUUUAUAUUUUAAUUUGUUGCCAGCAUUAAGUAUUUCUUCACAUCUGUUAAAACAUGGAACACUUAUUUGUUUGCAAGAUAUUGGAAUGUGUUUGAAUCUGUUCAGUUAAUUUUGGACUAAAUUUGGCCCUAUAUUGGUAAAAAGGAUUUAAAACUUUACUAUUAAUGUUAAUAAUAUGAUUUUAUUAUCAAUUAAUGUAUCUGGAUAAUUGAUAGUUGUUUAUUCCUAAUAAAGAUGGUAUUCAAUCAUAUUUGAUAUUUCUUUUCUGCUCCUUUAGGAUAGUAUUGUAAUUAAAGCAGUUUUGAUUGCAUAUAAUAUUUGGGUUGUGUAUUUAUGUAUUAUGUCAUGCAUGAGGUAUUUUUACUCUUUCCUGAAAUAUCUAUAAAUGAAAAUAAGUUAUGUAUGCAUUGUAAAUAUAAGUUCCUCCUGAGGUUAAAAAUCUACGUGCAAUAAUUAAGAGGACUUCCCAAAUAAUGAAAUGGACAGAUGUAAAAUAUCCAAUUAGGAAGCGGUACUAGGUGCUCCGGAUAGAGUAAACAUACCCUGCCUCAUGCAUGACACCCGCCUAUGUCAAAUAGAUGUUAAAAUGACAUAUAACUAGCACGGAACAACAUAGAUGUAAAAUCAAAACGUGGUAGUGCGGCGGGCCAUGUGCCACCUCCGGCGACGGAAUCCCACUCUUCUGAUCGCAGCGACCGCUUGCGGGAUAUCCUAGUUUAUUGGCGUGUAACCCUACAUACAUCCUAAGACAUUAUUAAAUCUGGAUUCAAAAUUUUCGGAAAUUUUACCACUCGUCUGUGAACUAGCUCCUUUAAGGAUAUUGUGAUAAGCAUAAUUUCUUGAUUACUCACAAGUCAAUGCUGAUCCGAUGAGAGUUCAUCACAAGGAAAACUCAUCACAAAGGUGCACACAACUGAAGCACACACCUAAUAAGGCAACAUUGACUUGUGAUGAGCAUAUUUUGACUACUCACAAGUCAAUGCUGAUCCGAUAAGAGUUCAUCACAAGGAAAACUCAUCACAAAGGUGCACA